Messenger RNA from Talaromyces proteolyticus, 354 nucleotides. RefSeq lists its product as uncharacterized. The record is from RefSeq and is a predicted model, not a curated record. Bases 1 to 354 code for a protein of 117 amino acids. Lineage: Eukaryota; Fungi; Ascomycota; Eurotiomycetes; Eurotiales; Trichocomaceae. The transcript is spliced from 2 exons.
AUGGCUUGUUUUCCAGCGCUUCUGGCAUGGCUCCAUUGGAUGAUGAGCUGGGUGUCGCCUAGCUCCACUGAACCGGCAUCAAUUUGUUGCAAAGAUCGGGAGACAGCUACUCAAAUGAUUUCGCGGCAACUCUACGGAGAACCUCCGAUACACUCAGAAAGAAUCAAAGUUGUGAAACAUAUUGCAUUUACAAAUGGGCCACUGAAAGCGAAAGAGGCUACCAAGAUCGAAGUGAGACUGGAGAGAGUGGAUGGCUCUACACAUGUAAAGACUCUUUCAUAUGACGACAUAAGGAAAAUGGAGGGAGGUAAGGAAGCAUUGGAGAAAUUGAAACAUUCUGGCAUCCAAAUUUAA